This is a messenger RNA of Trichomonas vaginalis G3, 1302 nucleotides long. Its product is annotated as phage tail repeat-like family. The transcript has a single exon. The record is from RefSeq and is a predicted model, not a curated record. NCBI's taxonomy places the organism in Eukaryota, Parabasalia, Trichomonadida, Trichomonadidae. The coding region runs from base 1 to 1302 and encodes 433 amino acids.
AUGUCAAAUGAAACAGCGUCUAUGAGAGAAAUACAACACAACCGACAACUCAUUAUGCAAGCUCUAAAUAAGAACACAACAAACUUUUCAAACUAUUCUAAGAUAUCUGAGUCAUUGAAAGGGGGUGACUUAAAACUGACAAUAAACCCAAUGACAGAUGAGUUUCUAUUUCAAGACAAUAAGAACAAUACUGUCUGUAUAAAUCCAACAAAAGGAACUUUAAACGAGAAACCUAUAAAUGAACUUCUUUUGAAAACAGAUGUUGACAACAAAGCUGACAAAGAAUAUGUAGACGAUGCAAUAGCAAAAGAAGAAGAAAGAGCUAACAAUGCUUAUGCAACAAAAGAACAUACUCAUCCUGAACUAGCAGACAAAACAUAUGUUGACAAUAAAAUGUCAAGUGAAGUGACAAGAGCUGAAAACGAAUAUUCUAAAAAGACUCAUAUACAUUAUAUUAACCAAAUACCAAGUCUUAAGGAAACAUUAGAGACAAAAGCAGAUAAGACUCAUACACAUUCUAUAUCUGAUAUUACAAACUUACAAGAAACCUUAAACAGGAAACGUGCCGUUGGACAUACACAUUCUAUAUCUGAUAUUACAAACUUACAAGAAACCUUAAACAGGAAAAGUGACGUUGGACAUACACAUACAUCUUCUGAAAUAACAGACUUAAAUGUUAGCCUUGAAAAUAAAGCAGAUAAAACAUAUGUCAAUGAAAUAUACCAAAGUUUGAUAGGAACAAAAAAUAUUGAAACUAUUGUUGGUGACUUUUCUGUCAAUGAAGAAAAUAAAUAUUUUAGAUGGCAGUUGGUACAGUCCUUAGAAAAUAGUACACGGUAUAAACUCAUUCCGAAAAAUAACAAUGAAAUGUAUGUAAGCUAUAAAAAGAAUGAUGGUACACAAGUUAAAGUUCCAUUAGACAACAACUGCUACUUAAACUUAUAUGGAGACGAACAAAAGAAAUAUUUAAGAGUUUAUGAAAUGGUGGAUAUGAUAUUACCUGACCCAGCUCCGGCACCACAUUAUUAUGACUAUGGAGAUGACGACAGAACACCACAUGUAGAUGAACAAAAGCUAACAUUAUAUUUAGAUUAUUAUAGAUAUAAAAGAUAUAAUGCAAUAGAAAAAACGAGAAUAGUAUAUUAUUAUACAGAUGACAGAAUAGGGUUGUUAAAAAUAUCAAAAAUUAGCGUUUUGAAGACACCAUGGUGUCUUAUAAUUUUCCCUUCCUUAUUGGCGUGUAGAAAUAAAUGCGCCAAUAGAUUGAAGAAGAAGAAUUGUUUUUCUCUUAAUGAACUUUAA